Molecule: messenger RNA, 2640 nt
Organism: Cylicocyclus nassatus
Lineage: Eukaryota; Metazoa; Nematoda; Chromadorea; Rhabditida; Strongylidae
Source: the annotation of a GenBank genome assembly
AAUAUGCAGAAGUUUCUAGGGAUUGCCUUCUAAGGCAAACUGCAGCAUUCAUCUAGACUCUCCGCACAGUGACUGCAGCCAUGGACGUCGAAAGGCUCAUGAAAGAUCUUACGGUCGAGCAACUGCACCAUAUACAGGGGAAUCUACAGAACGAAAUGGAAGGAAAGAAAGAAGAAUUACGUGAAAUGGUAGGACGCCGCUAUCGCGAUGUUUUGGAAGCAUCUAGCGAGGUGCGAAACAUUAGGAAGCUUGCCGAAACUCUUGCUGAAGCUGUUUCCAACGCUAGAGCAACGCAAUCUGUUGUUGAGCCAAGACCUCUCACCCGUGAGCAGCAAGCUUCUGUGCAGCGUUUCAUUGCAUUGCACAAACUUGUUGCUGUAAUCGGUGACUCUGAUGGAGAUGCACUAAGUGAUGCAUUUGCUCUUACAUUGGCUGAACUCCUUCACAAGGAGCUUGCUACGGAGCCGUUGCCUCCAUCGAUGCAUUCAGUUGUUACCGGUCUUACUGGGAGGUUGAUUCGUACUCGUCGUCAGCUUCUUGCUGAUUUGGAGGAAGAGAUCGGCGAGUUGUCAGAUACGGAUUGGGUUGCUAACCAGUUGACAGCUCUAGCUCUACUUCAAGGCAUAGAUUAUGAGAAGCUUCUUGAUAUUUAUUUCAAGGGAAGAAAGAAUUUUAUCCAAAAUCUGACCUCCGAGUCUAGCUCUUUGCUUACCGUAGUGAAUGAGUUGAAGAAAUCUUUGGUCGUAAUUGAGCAACUGUUCUCGCAGGGUGAACUAUUCCGAAUUAUUCAAGCUGCAGCAAGUCCUACAUACCGACCAGCCCUUAUCGACUCUCUGAUUGGUGACGAAGCGUUUUCAUUUGGUCGUAUGCUUACGGCUGAAGCGGAAAAGGUCACAAGACAGCUUAGAGAAUCGAAAACGAGCCCACUGUUACCUCAGAAAAUCAGCUCAAAGUGCGCCGAAUGGAUCAGUCGUGUCUGCGAUUUUGCCCGUGAACCUGUGACGUCAAUUUGCGAAUUCUAUGAAAAGGCUGGAGACAUAAUAGAGUUUCUACAGGCUCUCAGCGGUGUUCUGCGUGCUGAUUGGCCUCGUAUCAGCUCUUAUUCAAACGUAUAUCAGAAUCUGUUUGGCGAUAUACUCUUUAAGAAGUUCACGAGCAUUAUCGCUCGUGAUUUGCGUGACUUGGAGGAAAAAUUAACUUCCCAGCUGAAGACCAUAAAUCUAGCGCCUCCACCUUUGUUCGAGAAAACAUCGAAUAAAUUUGACAACCUUAUUGGAGUAGGAAUAUCUCCUGCUUUGGAAAAAUGCAUCUCUUCUUUCUAUGUCGGUGUACAAAAUGCGCGCGAUUGUUGCGCCAAGUAUGAACAGGUAGAAAUGGAUUCUCAACCAGAACGAAUACGAGAAGCUUUGGCCACCGAGCUUUUUGACGUUGUUGAAAGGUUAUCAAAUCUGCGUCCACGCGAUGAUGAUGGCAGUUCCACAGGAGAGCUGUCGAGGGCUCGCCUAUGUCUAGCUCUGCUUCACUGUGAUUCAACUUCAUUCUGUCAAGCGAUGAAUAGAGAUGGAGAGAGAAUUUCCAAAGCUAGUCGCCUACUGAAAACAGCCGCUGAGGAUUCGUUGAGUAAAUUCGUCUGUGACGAAGCUAAGCAAUGCCUGUCAAAAGAAAACCUUCGACAUUAUGUGGAAGCUUUCGCCGAACCAGCUCAAGGAAUGCAACUAGCUCUGGAAUGGGAAAGAUUAGAACUGAAAGAGAUUGGCGUCGUAGAGGUGCCGAUUGUAUUUUCACCACCGCUACAGACUGCGUUAUUUACGCUGUCGUGCCGUCUUGGUGAAGUUUGUAUCGCACAUCUGCUAUCGAGACCUGUAAGAAAAAGACUCGCGUCUGAGAUAGCGGAUUUACUAUCCCAGACUCUAAAUGAUGCGAUUAGCUCCGGAAAAUCUGUGCAGAGAACCUGGAUCCAGUUAUUAUUUGACUGCAGAGUUCUUAUUUCGAUGUAUCCUGAUGAAAAAUUGAAAAAGCUCAUUCCUACGAUUGAGAGUCACAUUGACCCGUUUGAUUUGAGUGUUCUGGCACCACAUCUAGCGACAAAUGUACGAUUAGCUGUUAGUAGAUCACAGCUGCUUUAUUCAUGCCUUCUCCUCGAGACCGUACCUGCCAAAGAAGGACAAGGAUCGCCUCAUUACUCUCAGGUCGUUGACGUAUUACCAAAAGUCGACUAUCCGCCAAGAAUUCCGCUCAUUCCACGCUUGGAACGCACGACUGGAGAGACUGUCGCAAAACGAGUCGAAGCAGCAAAAGCGCCUCGCAACAAGCUUUUGGCCAGUACAAAUCCUUCUGGAAUGAAGAGCACACCGUCGCUGAGCUCGUUCGUCGACAAAAUCUCGUCGAGCUGGUUUGGAGGCAACUAGCAGCCCAGUAUAGAGUUUACUUUUUUGUCAUUUACACUUUUUGUUAGCUGCAAUUUUCUGGGUGGUCUCAUAACAUUAUCUUUCUUAUAUUUAUUCUCUAACAAACGUUCAUGGGUGAAAAUUUCAAUGCCUUGUGCAUAUCCAUAAACAGCUACUGUGAUAUAUAACUACGCGAAAAAUGUACAUAUCAAGUUAUGAAAUGAUUUUUGAAUAAUAGUUAUACAGAAUAAAU